AUGAUUGCACCUUUGUCCAAAAUUCAUUCAAACUCUGAGGAAGUGUUUGAUUUUGUUGUGAAUAAAGGAUAUGAAGUUAAAGGCCUAUGUGAUAUAGGAAUUAAAGCACUUCCCAAGCAAUACAUUCAACCACUCGAAGAACGAAUCACUACGAGCAUUGUAAGAACCGAUGAUUCAAUCCCAAUAAUUGAAGCAUCCAAUUGGGAUGAUCCAAAGGUGGGUUAUCAAAUUCGCGAAGCAGCACAAAAUUGGGGCUUGUAUCAAGUUAUCAAUCACGGAGUUCCUAUUGAAGUUCUUGACAAUAUAAAAGAGUCGACCCAUCGUUUCUUCAAUUUACCAACUAAUGAAAAAAAGAAGUAUACAAAAGAGAAUUCAAUUUCAAGUAAUGUGAGGUAUGGAACAAGCUUUACUCCUGAAGCUGAGAGGACAUUGGGCUGGAGAGAUUAUCAUUCUCUUGUUUAUAUUUCUGAUGAUGAAGCUACUUCAUUUUGGCCUUCUUCUUGCAGGGAAGAAGCACUUAAGUACUUGAAGAGUUGUGAUACGAUAAUAAGGAAUAUUUUGAAGUUGCUAAUGGGAGUAUUGAAUGUAAGAGAUAUUGAUGAAGAAAAAGAGGAACUUCUGAUGGGUUUAAAGAUAAUAAACUUCGAUUACUAUCCAAAAUGUCCUAAUUCAGAGCGUUCAAUUGGAGUAGGACGUCAUUUUGAUGUCUCAACAAUCACUCUUCUCCUUCAAGAUUAUAUCGGUGGGCUCGAUGUGAAAAAAUACGAGACUAAUGUUUGGAUUCAUAUCCCUCUGGUUAAGGGGGCUCUAGUAAUCAAUAUUGGUGAUACACUUCAAAUAAUGAGAAAUGACAAGUACAAGAGUGUUGAACAUUGUGUGAUUGCUAACGGGAGCAACAAUAGGGUUUCUGUACCCAUUUUCUUGCAUCCAAAUACAACACGUGUUAUUGGUCCUUUAAAAAAAGUGCUACGGAAUAGGGAGAAACCAAUUUACAAACAAAUCCUUUAUGCAGAUUACACCAGCAUCUUCUUCAACAAAGGUCAUGAUGAAAAGGACAUAAUAGAGUUGGCAAUGAUUUAG
This is a messenger RNA of Solanum lycopersicum (tomato), 1080 nucleotides long. The record is from RefSeq and is a predicted model, not a curated record. Lineage: Eukaryota; Viridiplantae; Streptophyta; Magnoliopsida; Solanales; Solanaceae.